CCGGUGCCAUGGUUCGGCCAAGCUCUGAUUGGGAGUGCUGGACAAUCGAGCCAAUCAUAAAGACUGAUAAAUGUCUUAACCUCAGCCGAAGAUUACUUGCUAUGGCCAUUACAGCAAUGAGCUUCAAACCGGAAUCCAACUCAGAAUCGAAACGUCGGCGAGUCUUCCGCUUGUUGUGGAAUUAUCAUGGUUCUCGAUACGUCCUCGGAUAUGAGUCACCAACGCGACAUGGACAAAACGUUAUGUUUAUGGAACAAGAAUCCAGAUUGCGGUGAACACUGGGAAUUGAAGCAAGUGCAGAGUGGCACAUAUAUAUUUACCGUGCCUGGGACGGGGCUGGUCUUAGGAGUUAGAGAUGGCAUUGUCCGACUUGAAUUUGCUCGAGGUCUCCCUACUCAAGAAUGGUUAAUCACCCGAGGUCCGUUACAGGGAAUUGUACACGACGUGCCAUAGAAUUAUAGAUAUCUACAUGUAAAACACUCGCCCAGCAGCCAGGCGAAAGAUUUGGAUUUGAUCGCAAAUAAGUUCAUUCGGACUCUUUGUACUUCAAUAUGUAUCUUAGACUUGCUGAUCAUAGCACGUGUACUAGCGGUCCUAGGCCUGUAGUUGCAGGUAGUCAAUGGC
Messenger RNA from Cantharellus anzutake, 624 nucleotides. RefSeq lists its product as uncharacterized. The record is from RefSeq and is a predicted model, not a curated record. The transcript has 6 exons. Lineage: Eukaryota; Fungi; Basidiomycota; Agaricomycetes; Cantharellales; Hydnaceae. Bases 187 to 453 code for a protein of 88 amino acids.